Oncorhynchus keta (chum salmon) is the source of this 7732-nucleotide messenger RNA. RefSeq names its product rho GTPase-activating protein 39-like. NCBI's taxonomy places the organism in Eukaryota, Metazoa, Chordata, Actinopteri, Salmoniformes, Salmonidae. Gene Ontology annotation, biological process: signal transduction. Gene Ontology annotation, cellular component: cytoskeleton; cytoplasm. The transcript has 11 exons. Bases 143 to 3430 code for a protein of 1095 amino acids. The record is from RefSeq and is a predicted model, not a curated record. Gene Ontology annotation, molecular function: GTPase activator activity; protein binding.
CUGACUUGCACACAGACAGGGCAGGGGUGAGGCAGUACUGUGCUCUAGUUACGUGGAAACGCACAUACAUAGUUUCAACUAGUGGGAAAUCUACUACAAUGCAACUCUUAUUCCAACUUUUUGCUCAUACAAUGUGAGGAAGAUGGCCGAGACAAGCUGUGACUGGGUGGAGAUCUUGGAGCCACGCUCGCAGGAGCGCAUGUACGUGAACCUGGCCUCGGGGGAGUGUGGUUGGGAGCCCCCCCCAGGCGCCGCCGUGCGCCAGUCCGACGGCAGCCAGUGGUGGGAGCUGUUUGACAGCCACAACAAACGCUUCUACUACUACAACAGUGCCAGUCAGCAGACGGUGUGGCACCGGCCCCAGGCCUGCGACAUCGUGCCCCUGGCCCAGCUACAGGCCAUGAAGAGGAGCUCUGAGACGAGUCUGAGGGGCCCCAUCAAGCCCCAGAGAGGGGGAGGAGGGGGGGAGGGCCGCCGCGCAGCCCUACCUAACCAGGCCUACCCUAUGCCCCCCGCCCAGGACCCUGACAGCAGCGGGAGGUCCACCCCCUCUAUGGGGCUCUGUGACAGCCUGGAGAACAGUAACGACACCCCCAGGGACCCAGGUCAAAGAUGGCAGCCAGCUCCGGGGUCGAAGGCAGCCAUGUUGGUGAAGGUGAACAGCAUUGGCAGGAACCAGUCCGUGGUGCCCACUAGCACCCAGCACCUCAACACUCUCAGCCCUGGGAGCCCUGCUGUGUACCAGGUCCACUCAGACAGACCCAUAUCCAGCCCUGAAGGCAAGAUGGCUGCCCCUGUGGACCACAAGCAAGCCUUCCACCUGAAGAAGGGAGACAACGGUAACUUCGGCCUGGUGAUGCCCUCCCCUGGCAGCCAGGUCUACCAGACUCCACAGAGGUGUCAGGCUGGCACCCCCCAGCCCUCCUCGCCCCAUUACGGUGCCACUCCGCCCAUCUAUGAUGAGCCACCCAUGGAAACACCUAUCUAUGAUGAGCCCCCGAUGGAGGUGGAGGGGGCCGCCCUCCUGAAUAGGUCCUCCACCCCAACUACCAGCCUGCAGAGGGUCCGCCAACCCCAGACCCAGACCCACCACCAGACCCAGCAGCAACCCAAGCUGCUUCAAUACCCAGCCUCUCAUCUGGCCUCCAAACACAAGAGGAAUCCCUCCGCCACAGAGUACAGCCCCGCUGGACGGGAGUGCAUCAAACACAUGGUCAACGUGGACCCUGCCACCUGCAAGCAGAGCCCCUUAUCCCAUCCUAUCCAGACAGAGCAGGCCCCUGCUCUAGACCCUGACCUGCCCCCCUCUCCAUCCCCAUGCCCAGUCGUCACCCAGCCCAGGCCCAAGGAGGUGAGCCUGGAGAAGAAGCAGUCGUGGCGUCUCCUGGAGACCAGCGUGAGGAAGAACAUGGACGUCCGGCACAGCCGGCAGAACAGUGUGGCGUCCCAGGAGUACCCAGCGCCGGCCGCCGUCACCCACCAGGACUCCGGCUACUCCACCGGGCCCUCGCCCAGCUUGAGGAGGAAGAACCGCCGGAGAGCCCUGGGAGGGGGGGCUGUGGGAACAGGGCAGGGCCGGCCAGGCUCAGUGGGCAGCAGUGGGGAGCUCAGUGCCCUGAAUGAGAAGCUGAUGGCAGAGAUGCGGGUGGUGGUGAGUCGAUCUAACACCCUGCGUGGCAGCAAGGCCAGCCUGGACACUGAGAUGUCUGACAGCUCUGUACCUCGGACCCGUUCCCCCCUGGGUUCCCCGAAGAAGUACAGGGGCCGCAGCGCCUCCCGAGAGGACAUCAGCGCCAGUAACCACUCUCUGUACCGGACCGGGAGCGGGAGUACCCAUGGCGACGUGCCCCUCUCGCCCCUGGCGUCGGAGGGCAUGGUGCGUCAGAAACGGACCUAUGAGAAGGUGGACACUCUGGAGAAGAGCAUCAUCAGCCAGAACAGCCUGUCCUCCUCGGAGCCCCACAUGUCCCUCUCACAGGCAGGAACACUGGACUCCAAGGCCCAGUCGGAGAUCUCGUCACAAGGCGGAGGUAAUGGACACAGGGGCACCCCUCAUGGAGUGAAAGUGACUGGAGACAGGAGGGGAGGUGGGGGAGGAGGAGGCGGCAGUGUGGGAUACCAGUACCCUUACACCACCCUCUGCAAACCUCCUCCAGACACCAACAUGGUGGACUGGGCCAGUAAGAACCUGAACCUUCACACGCAGGGCCUGUUCCGCCGCCGCGUCUCCAUCGCCAACAUGCUCUCCUGGAACAGAGGCUCCAUCAAGAAGCCCAUGCUGAUCACCAGCGACCGCACCGUCAAGAAGGAGGCCUGUGAGAUGUUCAAGCUGAUUCAGGGCUACAUGGGGGACCGUCCGGCCCGGCUUGAGCGCCGUCACACCGCCCUGCUGGUGGUCACUAAGUGCUGGGGAAUGCAGGCCCUGAGGGAUGAGCUGUACGUCCAGCUGGUCAGACAGACCACUGACAACCUGAGCCUGAGGAGCCUGGAGGCCGGCUGGGAAUUCAUGGCCAUCAGCCUGUCCUUCUUCUCCCCCUCGCCCAAGUUCAGAAGCUACCUUGAGGGGUACAUCCAGACACACCUGGAGCCCUCCAACGACAAGAAGAUCAUGCAGCACAUUAUGGAACAACAGGACAUGAAGACCAAGAAGAAUUCAAAGUCCCGGAAGAAGAGGAAGCAGAACAACGAGGAAGAGGAGGGCCUGCCAAUCAGCACUUAUGCCAAGUACUGCUACCGCAAGCUGCAGAAGGUCGCCGUCACUGGGGGCAAAAAGGGUCUAAGGAAGCCCACCCUGGAGGAGUUAGACCAGGGGAGGAAUGCCAUCGUGACCCCUUCCUUGUUCGGCAGUGCCCUGGAGGAGAUCAUGGAGCGCCAGAGCGAGCUGUUCCCGGAGCGCAGGCUCCCCUGGGUGCAGGUGCAGCUUUCUCAGUGCGUGCUAGCCCUGGGAGGGGCCCAGACAGAGGGAAUCUUCAGGGUGCCUGGAGAUAUUGAUGAGGUGAAUGCGCUGAAGCUGCAGGUGGAUCAGUGGAAUAUUCCAGAAAACCUUGGGGACCCCAACGUCCCGGCGUCUCUGCUGAAGCUGUGGUACAGGGAGCUGGAGGAGCCAGUCAUCCCUCAGAGCUUCUAUCAGCAGUGCAUCAGUAACUAUGAGGAUCCUGAAGCAGCUAUCAGAGUGGUACAGUUUCUGCCUGAACUCAGCAGACUGGUGCUCUGCUACUUGAUACACUUCUUACAGGUGUUUGCUCAGCCCGUCAAUGUGAGUAAGACCAAGAUGGACGUGAAUAACCUGGCCAUGGUAAUGGCUCCCAACUGUCUCCGCUGCCAGUCAGAUGACCCACGCGUAAUCUUUGAGAACACAAGGAAGGAGAUGUCCUUCUUACGCAUGCUCAUUGUUCACCUGGACACCAGCUUCAUCAAGGGCCUCCUCUGAGGGAGCCAACUCUAUCCCUCUUCAUCAAGGGCCUCCUCUGAGGGAGCCAACUCUAUCCCUCUUCAUCAAGGGCCUCCUCUGAGGGAGCCAACUCUAUCCCUCUUUAUCAAGGGCCUCCUCUGAGGGAGCCAACUCUAUCCCUCUUCAUCAAGGGCCUCCUCUGAGGGAGCCAACUCUAUCCCUCUUUAUCAAGGGCCUCCUCUGAGGGAGCCAACUCUAUCCCUCUUCAUCAAGGGCCUCCUCUGAGGGAGCCAACUAUAUCCCUCUUUAUCAAGGGCCUCCUCUGAGGGAGCCAACUAUAUCCCUCUUUAUCAAGGGCCUCCUCUGAGGGAGCCAACUAUAUCCCUCUUUAUCAAGGGCCUCCUCUGAGGGGGUCAUCUCUUUAUCCAUCACCAUGCCCUGGAGAGUUGCACUUGUUCAUCAGCCCUCAACUAUAGCUGCUCUGUCUUUCUAUCAUACAACUCUACAACUGUCUACCACCUUAUUCACAACAAGCCCUCUGUUCCUUCACACUUCUCAUCAACCAUAUCACAUCUCAACCCUAGAUUCCCUCUGGUUCACGAACACAAUAGCCGGAGGAUCACAGACAGUGGACUGCACAGACAGUGGACUACACAGACAGUGGACUGCACAGACAGUGGACUACACAGACAGUGGACUGCACAGACAGUGGACUGCACAGACAGUGGACUACACACAGUGGACUGCACAGACAGUGGACUGCACAGACAGUGGACUGCACAGACAGUGGACUACACAGACAGUGGACUACACAGACGGUGGACUGCACAGACAGUGGACUGCACAGACAGUGGACUACACACAGUGGACUGCACAGACAGUGGACUGCACAGACAGUGGACUACACACAGUGGACUGCACAGACAGUGGACUGCACAGACAGUGGACUACACAGACAGUGGACUACACAGACAGUGGACUACACAGACAGUGGACUACACAGACAGUGGACUACACACAGUGGACUGCACAGACAGUGGACUGCACAGACAGUGGACUACACAGACAGUGGACUACACACAGUGGACUGCACAGACAGUGGACUGCACAGACAGUGGACUACACAGACAGUGGACUACACAGACAGUGGACUGCACAGACAGUGGACUACACAGACAGUGGACUACACAGACAGUGGACUGCACAGACAGUGGACUGCACAGACAGUGGACUGCACAGACAGUGGACUACACACAGUGGACUGCACAGACAGUGGACUGCACAGACAGUGGACUACACACAGUGGACUGCACAGACAGUGGACUGCACAGACAGUGGACUACACACAGUGGACUGCACAGACAGUGGACUGCACAGACAGUGGAAUACACACAGUGGACUGCACAGACAGUGGACUGCACAGACAGUGGACUACACACAGUGGACUGCACAGACAGUGGACUACACACAGUGGACUGCACAGACAGUGGACUGCACAGACAGUGGAAUACACACAGUGGACUGCACAGACAGUGGACUGCACAGACAGUGGACUACACACAGUGGACUGCACAGACAGUGGACUACACACAGUGGACUGCACAGACAGUGGACUGCACAGACAGUGGAAUACACACAGUGGACUGCACAGACAGUGGACUGCACAGACAGUGGACUACACACAGUGGACUGCACAGACAGUGGAAUACACACAGUGAACUACACAGACAGUGACCGGGUAUCUAGAUGGUUUUUCGUGCUCCGAAUCAUCUUCCCUUAUUGUUUGAGACUUUGGGACAAGCUCACAUGUGAUGGUAGUGGGAGACUGUUUAUCCGUUGGAAAGCAGGACAUACAGUACACAGUGUUCUUGGGCUCGUGUUAAUGACUGCAGCAGAAUCAGUGGAAUGGUAUCAAGCACACGGUUUCCAGGUCUUUCAUGUCUUUCCAUUUGCUCCAUUCCAGCCAUUUAUUAUGAGCCGUCCUCCCCUCAACAGCCUCCUGUGCUACUGUUUCUGCUCCAAACACUGGACCGUGCUGCCGUGAGAUUCAGCAUGUGAAGAAGAACAAUCGCAAUACGAGACUAUUAUGCACAAGAAGCAUGUGUGCAGGGAAAGGUCCAGAGACAAAUGUGUAAAUAUGAUGAUGUUUUUAUUGUGGGGGGAAUUAGUUCCUGCUUCGAGUGCCACAUAUGUAUCUGACUGCCAUGGUAGUGAAUGAUGAUGAUGUCUCAUCUCGACAGAAUCUGUAUUAUUCCGUUCUCUUUUCCUUUAUUAUGUGUGUCUGCAAAGCAACGAUUUCCUUCGCAUUUCAUUUGGAACGCUUUUUUGACUAAUUUGAAUAUGAAUUCUGUCUGUGUUGCCAGAGCUGCAGGAUGAGUUGAUAGUAAGGUUUAGACUUCUCCACUGGCUGCAGAGACAGAUUCCCCCUCUGGGCAACAACAAAUAUAGAUAUUUAUUUCUAAACGGUUUCUCUUCAAAUAAAAAUGAUAAAACCCAUCAGUUGGGCAGAGAUGUGUGUACAUAUGUGAGAGACAGAGUCUCAGAUUAAAAUGAGGAAAACACAUUUAUAUUCUCCUCAGCAGUGGAGUUGGGGGGGGCUAGGGAAAAUCUGUGGAGCACUUUCUGCUGUUUUACUCCAGACAAUUACAUUUGGCUUAUUUUUGGAGAGGGCCAAAAAUAUUUUUAUCCUCCCUUCAGUGGAACACAAUUAUACCUUUGAUGGAGCUUGUAAAAAUGCUAAUUUGAGCUAUUAGCAGGUCAGGGGAAAGGGAUGCAGGAGAAAAUGAGAGCGCUGCUGCCUGGACCUAAAGCCUUAGCCACGCAGACAGUGGUGGAUUUACAGUGCAAGCCAAAGGGAGAGGCAAUCUGGCAGUGGUUUAAGGGUCUGGGGGUACAUUAGUUUAGUGCCAUAUACUGGGAGGACAAAAAACACGCCGAUUUAGUAUUUUUAGACAAUAUUGCCUAACAAGGACUUUCCUAUUCCUCAAAAUCGUAUGCCACAUAAGGAGAAGAGGGUUUAAAAUCCAUAUUUCAGCUGUCUUAAGGGCCAUGCGGUUUCCGUUAUAUUUAGCAGUGUGGUCAGGGUUUAGGUUUUAAUGCCCCACAUGUUUUCUCUGUGUCUACCUCAUCUUAGUGAUGGGGUCUGUGCUGCGAGGCUUGUGUGUAUGUAUACGCACGUGUACGUAAGUACUUUGCACAUCAGUGUGUGUGUGUGUUUGCCGACUAUGCGUGUGUCAACUGUAAAUGUGUGUGUUUGUGUGGUAGGAGUCUGUUCAUAUAGCAUAUGCUCCGUAGUUACUGGAAGCUGGAGCCCCUAAAUUAGAGGGUGUGUUUAGCCAGAAAAUUGCAUCUAGAGGUUAUAUGGUUGUUAACCCCUUUUCUGCACUCACAGCAUUUACAGCGGCCGCUCCUUCGUUUCCUGCAUUAAUGCUUUACUGUUCGUCUUACGAAAACCCAAGCCACCGAGAGUUGGGUACUCCAUAGCCACAUCAGAGGACACUACCCAGCUUUCUCCUCACCUCUAGCCAGCAGGGGCAGCUCUGAGGUGGGGUGGAGAAUGGCUAUGCAGGGCCAGUUGUUCUGGGAGUGCAUGAGAGAUAUAUACUGAGCCUGCAGAACGAGGAGGGAGAAUUCAGGAGCCAGCAGUCACUGGUCUAUUGCUAAAGUUCUUGUAAUUGUAUCACAAUGUGAGUGUUCUUCUAGAAUCUAUACACAGACCUUUAAUAAAACAGCUGUGGACCUGUAAUUAAGACACUGAACUCCUGAAGCUCUGGUUUAACUCUUCUCCAUCCUGUGUUCUUCAGUUGCUGAUGAUUCAUAUAUAUAUAUAUAUAUAUAUAUAUACACAGUGUUAUAUAUGAAUAGUAGCAUGGUCUUUGGUCACUGAAUGUUCAAAACAAUGACGGUUAUAAUAACAUGAUUCCACAAUAUUGUGAAAAAGAGUUCCAUUCUUCAGUAAUGUCAUUAUUCUCUUAGUUUGACAUCAAUGCUUACGAUGCGAGUCAGCGGUGUAAUUUCUUGAUUUGAUAAAUCAUUUUGGACUCUUUUUUUUUUUUUUUUCCUAACUGGAAUGAGUGUUGAUAAUGUUUGUUGAGAUGAUAAACUGAAGUGUGUCAUGUUUAGACUGUGUUUGAUGACAGUUACAUGCGUGUGCCCCCCCGUCCAUUGUGCUUCCUCUUCCCUGGCCCUCACAUGAUGGGUGCUAUUGACUCGUUGUAAAUAUGCUUGCAGGUCUUUUGGGUAUGUUGGUGUGAGUUUUCGAAAACAAGAAAAACAGCAACGGUGAUUGUGUGGAUGGAUUUAUUUCAUAAAUAAUUGAAAAAAUAAAGUUUGUAAACAAAA